Messenger RNA from Osmerus eperlanus (European smelt), 9079 nucleotides. RefSeq names its product collagen, type VII, alpha 1 (gene col7a1). Gene Ontology annotation, biological process: extracellular matrix organization. Gene Ontology annotation, molecular function: extracellular matrix structural constituent conferring tensile strength; protein binding. Lineage: Eukaryota; Metazoa; Chordata; Actinopteri; Osmeriformes; Osmeridae. The coding region runs from base 293 to 8965 and encodes 2890 amino acids. The record is from RefSeq and is a predicted model, not a curated record. The transcript has 114 exons.
UGCUGCUUUGACUCAGCCCAGUAAGCCAGUGAGAUUGCAUGACUGAAAGACAAAUACCCUACUUUAUCAUGGGCCAGGCUCCUUCAACAUGCUUCGCUAAAAGGCUAGCCUAAUACAAUACGCAGUGUGUCGCCCUACCACAGGCUCAGUACUGAGGAAACUGGCUUAAAGAGCGGUGGGAAAGAGGAAAGAUUUAUUGUGGCUACCCACUUCUACUGCAAACCCCACUUUUGCCGGAAAGGUUGAACGGAGGGCGACGUUGGAUUAACGGUAUGCAACAAGUGAAAAGGUUAUGAAGAUGUGGAGCUGGAUUUUCAUCCUGGUGGUCGGGCUGUCGUUGGUGCCCCAGGCGGAAACUCAAGGCAGGUGUAAUAAUGUGGUAGCAGCAGACCUGGUGUUCUUGGUGGACGGUUCGUCCAGUAUCGGUCGAAGCAACUUUGUCCAGGUGAGGGGCUUCAUGGCCAGCAUCGUCAAGCCCUUCGCCAGCCUGGUCAGCCAGUCAGGAGUCCGCUUCGGGGGAGUGCAGUACAGCGAUGUCGCCAGGGUGGAGUUUACCUUUUCCACCUACCUGAAUGGCACCGAGCUGGUCAACGCGGUGGAGAACCUCAACUACAAAGGAGGCAGCACCCACACUGGGGCUGGACUCAAAUUUGUUGCUGACAAUUUCUUCAACCCCUCGUCUAUCAGGGAUGUUCCCAAGAUCACUAUACUGAUCACAGAUGGAAAGUCUCAGGACAGCGUGCAAGAACCAGCCCAGAAGCUACGAAGUCUGGGAGUGGAUGUCAUCGCAGUGGGUAUAAAGAGCGCAGAUAAGGCUGAGUUGGCUCUCAUCGCCUCCCCGCCAAUUGCUGACUACACCUUCUAUGUGGGAGAGUUCAGGCUCCUGAGUACUCUGUUUUCUUUGGUGGGACCACGCGUGUGUUCCAGUGCAGGGGGCGUCUACGCUAGUGAUGAGGCCUUCUCUGGUCCAUCCAACCUCCAGUUCUCCGGCCAGACCACUGAUUCACUGAGGUUCACUUGGAGUCCUGCAGGCGGGCCUGUGACUGGCUACUUGGUGCAGUACACACCUCUAUCCGGUCUGGGUCAGCCAAUCACAGCCGAGCUCCGUCAGGAGACUGUCUCUGCAAGCCAGAGGAGCUUUCUGGCACGGGAACUAAAGUCUGGAACAGACUACCUGGUGACCAUCAUCGCCCAGUACCCCAACAGUGUGGGCGAGCCUGUGUCUGCUAAGCAGCGCACCAGGUCCCUACCAGGGGUGUCCAGCUUUCGUCUUCUCCGGGCAGGCUUCCUCUCUCUGUCUCUGGCCUGGGAUGCCCCUUCCUCUUCCAUACAGGGAUACAGGCUCACCUACGGACCGCGAGGUCAGCCAGCAGCUCAGUUAUUGGAGCAGAGUCUGUCAGCUGACUCCACCUCUGUCACCCUGGAGAGGCUCCUGCCCAACACGGAAUACGUCCUCACCCUACACCCGCUCUUCCCUCGGAACUCUGCCUCCCCGGCCACCCUCACCGCACGCACAUUGCGUCUUGAGGCGGUGCAGCAGUUGUCGGUAGAGACUGUGUCACAGCAGAGUGUCCGUGUGCAGUGGCAAGGAGUCCGAGGAGUCAGGGCCUACCGCCUGGUCUGGGGACCAUUAACUGGUCGUGACGUUCAGUCUGUGGAGCUUCCUGGUGACAGGGAGGCUCACACGCUCCUCCGCCUGCAGGCAGACACGGAGUACAUCGUCACCGUCAUCGCUCUGUAUGACUCAGACACAGAGGGCGACGCGGCCACUGCUCGCUUCAAGAUAGAACGUCAGGAGCAACAGGUCUUAAGAGCAGCCCCCACCGGCCCCUCCACCAUCCGCCUCACCUGGAACCUCAUCCCCUCUGCCAGGGGCUAUCGCCUGGAGUGGAGGGAUGCAAGAGAGGGCCGUGUCCAAAGCCGCUCCUUCUCCAGGAGCACGACCAGCUAUGAGCUGACACAACUGCAGCCCAGCACCGAGUACACCAUCACCCUCUUCACCCAGUACGAGGGCCGCGAGGAGGCCACGCCCGUUUUUAACAACAAAGCAGAGCAGCCUGUGGGGAAGGUGUCUGAGCUGAGGGUGGUGGAGACCCUGGGCAGCACCGUCAGACUGGGCUGGACCGGGGUGGCUGGAGCCACACAGUACCGGAUCCUCAUCGUCAACCCUGAAGCAGGGACUGAAGAGACUCGUAGCAUCCCCGGUAACCAGACGACCCUUGACCUGCGAGACCUAGCGGAGGGCGUGUCCUACGGCGUCACCAUGACAGCAGUGGUGGGGGACAGAGAGGGAGAGGCCGUCACCAUCUCCAUCCAAGGAGUGCAAGCUUUGGCCAAAGUGACCAACUUGCGAGUGACCAAUGCCAACAGUCGGAGACUGAGAAUUUCCUGGUCAGGUGUAUCUGGGUCAUCAGGCUACAGGGUCACUUGGAGACAAGGCAGUAGUGUGGAGCAGUCCCGUGUCCUGUCAGCAGACACAACCUCCUACACCAUCGAGGGCCUGCAGCCAGACGAAGCACUGGCCAUCGGUGUUGCCGCUGUGAUUGGCAGUCGGGUGGGGGAGGCAGUCACCCUCACUGCAAGGACCAAUCCUGUCUCUGGAUCAGGCGUCAUCAGUCGAGUUGAGGUCUUCAAUGUCAACUCUCGGACUGUACGUAUCACCUGGUUACCAGUCUCCAGGGCGACAGGCUACAAGAUUACUUGGCGCCGUGAAGAUGGCCUGGAGUCAUCCCGCAGUGUCACAGCUGAUGUCACUUCCUUCACUCUGGAUGGGCUCCAGGCAGACUCCCCUUACCAAGUGUUUGUCUCUCCACUGUUUGGUUCUCGGGAAGGAACCCCCACCUCUCACAGAUUCAGAACAGAAUCAGACCAGCUUGUCGUGAGUACCGUGACGUCACUCCGAGUCCAGGACUUUGGAAGUGAGGUCAUCAGGGUAACGUGGGUUGGCGUGCAAGGAGCAACAGCCUAUCGUGUUGCAUGGAAACGAACAGAUGGGGGUGAGGAGAGGAGCCAGGAGGUGGGGGGCAAUGUGACGUCUGUGGACCUGCAGCAGCUGGAUCGGGGCGCUCAGUACGAGGUCAUGGUCAAGGCCCUGGUCCAGAACAGGGAGAGCUCCCCAGUCUCCGUCAGGAUCACCACGCCGGGGACUCCGGUCCUGGCGUCUGUCACAGGCUUCCAGGUGGCGGAGAUCACCCAGACGUCCAUGCUGCUGGGCUGGAUUCCCGUGGCUGGUGCUACAGGAUAUGUCCUCCACUGGAGGGAGGAGAGAGACUCUGGGCCGGGUCAGACCAUCACCCUCCCCAGUUCGUCCAGCUCGUACCGGGUGACAGGGUUGCGCCUGGGCCUGCGGUACCGCCUCACCCUGAAGCCCAGCUUCGACAGGGAGCUGGGGCCAGAGGUCUACGUGGAGGAGCGGACUGUGUGUGUGGGUGGUCGUCUGGACUUGGUGUUCGUGGUUCCAGCCUCCAGAGACCGGGCCAGCCUGGCCGAGCCCCUGCGGUCCCUCCUGACCAGUGCUGCAGGCUCACUCACCGCCAUUGGAGCCCAAGACUCCCAGGUGGGGAUUGUGGUUUACAGUGCCCGACCCAAAGUCUGGUUUCUGCUCAAUCGUCAUAGCAAUAGUAGGACUCUACUACAGGAGAUCCUGUCCACCCCAUUUGAUGAUAUACCAGGCAACAAAAUAGGGGAAGCGUUGUCAUUCACCAGACAGUUCCUCCUCUCCUCCUCGGCCGGCCGGCGGUCCAGAGUCCCUGGAGCCGUGGUCAUCAUCGCUGACGGCAGGUCAUCAGACAACAUCACAAUCGGUGCCGCAGAUAUCAGAUCCACCGGUGUGACGGUGUUGGCGGUGGGCACGGGGCGGGCAGACACUGAGGAGCUGCGGCAGGUGGUGACAGAUGGAAGCCCCCAGAACAUGCUGUACACCCGUGAUGCAGCACAGCUGCUCACGCGGCACGCUGAUCUGGCAGACCUGCUGUGCGGCAUCGCCAGAAUACCAGAGCAAACAGGAACAGAGCAGUGUACUGUGCAGUGCCCUCGGGGGGAGAAGGGGGAGCAGGGACAAGGGGGACUGAGAGGCAGAGACGGGACUGACGGACGCAAAGGAGAGCCUGGCCGUGAUGGUUUGCCUGGUAGGGAAGGCCCUAGAGGGCCAGAAGGGGCCCCAGGUCAGCCAGGCCGCACUGAGGGCCCUCUGGUGGGAGUGAGAGGGGAGAAGGGGGAGAGGGGUUUCCCUGGGCUAGAUGGAGGUCCAGGGUUGCCAGGCCGACCAGGACUUCCUGGACCAGGAGGAGUGGCGGGCACACAGGGGGUUCCUGGUAUCAGAGGAGACCGUGGAGACCCAGGUCCAACUGGCCUGUUAGGGACAAAGGGUGAGCGGGGAGAACGGGGCGAGCCAGGCUCAGCUGUGACAGGAGGUGGUCUCCCUGGUAGGAAAGGAGAGCCUGGAAUCCCAGGAAUCCCGGGCACACCAGGACGCCCAGGCAACGACGGGGCCAAGGGUUCCCUCGGCCCACCAGGAAUUGCAGCAAAGGACGGUAUCCCAGGGAUACCAGGCACCCCUGGCCAGUCCAUCAAGGGAGACAAGGGCAGCACAGGAGAGAGGGGACCUUCGGGUGUAGGCAGUGGGGUGGCCGUGAAAGGCGACAAAGGCUCAUCGGGGCCUGCAGGACCCCCAGGGCCCCAGGGACCCAGAGGACUGGCAGGAUCCGCGGGACUCAAGGGAGACAAGGGAGAGAGUGCAGAGGGCUUGCCUGGUCCUGCAGGGAGGGCAGGAGAGCCUGGUGACAGGGGUCCUCGUGGGCCUCCAGGGGAAAUUGGCAGCAAGGGGGACCGUGGGCAGCCGGGGGAGCCUGGAUCACAGGGCGACAGGGGGGAGAGGGGAACAGCUGGGCCAGCAGCAGAGAAGGGAGAGACAGGAAAGACAGGAUCUCCAGGAGCUCCGGGGCUGAGGGGUGUGCCAGGCACUAGUGGACUGUCUGGCGAGAAGGGAAACGAGGGUGCCCGUGGGGAGCCCGGCAGAAGCGGCCCAGGCUUACCGGGGAAGAAAGGAGAUCAGGGCGAGCCAGGCCUUGCUGGGACGGAGGGGCCCAGGGGACAGAAGGGAGAGCCGGCACAGAAAGGGGAAAAAGGACCCCCAGGGGCCGGGGCACCUGGGUCGUCUGGUCCUAAAGGAGAGCCGGGAGAUCGAGGACUUCCAGGGCUCAGUGGGAGAGUGGGUGCCAAGGGUGACCCAGGAGAACCAGGAGAGGCAGGGGGGAAUGGGCGACCUGGAUCCCCAGGGAAGAUAGGUCUUUCCGGAAAGGAGGGGGACAAAGGAGACAAGGGCGACGAAGGAACUCCUGGGGAGUCAGGGUUGCCAGGAAAGGUUGGGGAGAGAGGACUCAGGGGACUGCCCGGCCCAUCCGGGAGGGCGGGCGAGAAGGGGGACAUGGGAGACCCAGGAGAACACGGCCGAAAUGGGAGCCCUGGGCCUGCCGGAUUGAGAGGAGACAAAGGAGAGCUGGGAGCUCAAGGCCCCGCAGGACCUCCGGGGAAAGUGGCAGACACGCAGCUUCAGCUGAAAGGAGAGAGAGGAGAAAAGGGUGAUAGUGGAGACCCAGGAGAGCAUGGGGGCAAAGGUUUAAAGGGUGAGGCCGGGGUCCCAGGGGUUGCAGGGAUACGGGGACUGGAGGGACAGCGGGGACUGCCAGGGGCCAGAGGUGAUGCAGGAGAAAGAGGCAGUCCAGGAGAGAAGGGAGAGAGGGGAGCGUCUGGGCUGGAUGGCCGAGCUGGGCUGGACGGUAAACCAGGACCACCUGGGACUGCAGGCCUGCGGGGAGACGCUGGAAAACAAGGGGAGUCAGGAAGAGAUGGGCUCCCUGGACUGAGAGGAGACCAGGGUCCCCCGGGCGCCACCGGCCCUCUGGGGAACCCAGGAACACCUGGCAAAUCAGGAGAAGACGGCAAGCCUGGUGCUCAAGGGAAAAUGGGUGAAGAUGGCAUUCCUGGGGAAGAUGGGAGAAAGGGGGACAAAGGAGAAGCAGGGGCAGCUGGAAGAGAUGGCCGGGAUGCACUGAAGGGAGAACGGGGUAUAGCUGGACCUGUGGGGCCAGCAGGAGCAAGUGGGGCUCCAGGGGCCCCCGGCACCAUCGGACCUCCAGGACAGGUGGUAUAUGUGAAGGGGGCUGAUGUCGCUCCCAUCCCUGGUCCUCAAGGGCCUGCAGGAACACCGGGUGUUCCAGGGAUACCAGGAGUGGCCGGAACCAGAGGGGACAAAGGAGCGACGGGUAUGAAGGGAGAAACGGGAGACCCAGGGGAGGACGGAGCACCAGGAAAACCAGGAACAGCAGUGGAUGUGCAGAAGGCCUUCUCCGUUUUUGGUAUCCAGGUGCGAGAUCUGAAGGUGUUGGUGGACAGGAAGGAGGAUCUGCUCAAGCCUGUGGAGGUCAAGCCUGAGAAGGGCCAUAAAGGAGACAAGGGCAGUCCAGGCCUGACAGGACCCCUGGGGGCAGACGGUGCACGAGGGCUACAGGGGGAACGGGGUGUGAAGGGAGAGCAGGGUGAACGAGGGCCCACCGGGUCCCAGGGGCCUACGGGACGAGCCAUCGGAGAGAGGGGACCUGCGGGACCCCCAGGGCAGGCGGGAGAGCCGGGCAAGCCUGGAAUACCUGGAGUCCCUGGGAGAGCCGGGGAACUGGGGGAGGCUGGACGACCAGGAGAUAAGGGUGAGAGAGCAGAGAAGGGGGACAAAGGAGAUUCUGGGAAAGAUGGUCUGAAUGGAGUGGUUGGUCCCUCUGGUCCAAAGGGUGAAUCUGCAGAAGGACCUCUUUCUGGUGUGCCUGGCCUCAGGGGUCUUCCAGGGGUGGCAGGGCAGAGGGGAGAGCCUGGCUCCUUAGGACCACAAGGACCCAAAGGAGACAAGGGUUUUGCAGGGUCUCGAGGGGAAAAAGGAGACAGAGGAGAGGUUGGAGAAAAGGGGCGUGAUGGCUUCCAGGGCCCAGCAGGAGAACCUGGCAAGCUUGGUCCCGAUGGGAAGCCGGGCCUGCCUGGGUUCCCUGGAGUGCUGGGCAGACCGGGAAACCCAGGAGAAACUGGAAUUAGAGGGCCAACUGGUCCGAUUGGCACUAACGGGCCUCCCGGGCCACCAGGUGUGAAGGGUAAUCAAGGAGAGCCCGGAGUUGGUAUUCAGGGUCUGCCUGGUCAACAGGGAAACUCCGGCCUUCCUGGUCCUCCAGGCCCCCCAGGAGCUGUGGGUCCACAUGGCCCCCCUGGACUAUCAGGACAGGUGGGCGAAGGGGGAAAGCCGGGGGUCCCAGGAAGAGAUGGUGUGCCAGGAAAAGAGGGGACACCAGGACUACCAGGAAAACUGGGCAUCGCUGGAUCAAUGGGCUCCCCUGGUCUGAAAGGAGAGCAGGGGGACAGUGGCCCCCCAGGGAAGUCUGUGGGCGGACCACCUGGACCCAAAGGACAGACUGGACUUCCUGGUGUGACAUUGCCUGGAACAGUGGGAGAGAGAGGACUGGCUGGGCUUCGUGGUGAAAGAGGAGAAAAGGGGCCAGCAGGCAUCAAAGGAGAUAGAGGAGUUCCUGGAGAUAAUGGAGAUCCUGGAGAAGAGGGGCCCAGAGGACCACUGGGAGGCAAAGGGGACAAGGGAGAGAGAGGAGUGGGACUCGCUGGACCUCCAGGUCAGCCUGGACCCAACGGACUGAAGGGUGACCCAGGACUGCCAGGCCCAGCAGGGCCCCCAGGACCGAGGGGACUAGCUGGGACUGCUGGUGUGGCUGGAGUCAGAGGAGAGUCUGGAGCCCCGGGACCCCCUGGACAAUUAGGAGAGAGGGGACUCCAAGGCUUCCCAGGUCAGGUGGGCAAGUCUGGAUCUCCUGGUCCUCCAGGGCCCCCUGGACAAGCAGGCAUCCCAGGUACAGAUGGAGUCAAAGGUGACAAGGGGGAGGCUGGAGUGGGAGCGCCUGGAUCUAGAGGAGAGAGAGGAGACCCAGGUCCCAGGGGGGAGGAAGGUCGCUCUGGUCUAGACGGAGACAGAGGAUCCACAGGCUCUCCAGGGAGCAGAGGAGAACGGGGAGAGAAGGGGGAAUUGGGGCCACAAGGGGACAAAGGAGAAAAGGGAGACACUCUUCUGGUGGGGGGACCUCCUGGAGAGAAGGGAAACAAAGGAGAGACCGGGGACCGGGGGCCCAAGGGGGUGCAGGGGGAGAAAGGUGUGAAGGGUCAGGAGGGGCCCACUGGGGAGCAGGGUCUGAGAGGGGAACCAGGAGAAAGGGGCUCCACAGGUUUCCAGGGGGCCCGUGGCCCAGGAGGACAGAAAGGAGAGGCAGGCCAACCUGGGGUGCCCGGAGAGUCGGGCUCAGCAGGGAAGGACGGUCUGUCUGGAAUGAGAGGCGAGAAAGGAGACGUGGGGAUUACUGGGAUGCGUGGAUCCAAGGGCGACCGAGGAGCAAAAGGGGCGUGCGGAGCGGACGGACCCAAAGGAGAAAAGGGUGACGCUGGCAUCCAUGGACGCUCAGGCCUGCCUGGGAGGAAAGGGGAGCAGGGUGACGUGGGGCUCAUAGGGGCUACAGGAUCUCCAGGGAAGGAGGGACUCAUCGGCCCCAAGGGCGACCGUGGCUUUGAUGGAGUUGGAGGAAAUAAGGGCGCUCAUGGAGAGAAAGGUGAAAGGGGCCCCGCAGGUAUCCCUGGCCCCCCGGGCCCCAGGGGAGUGGACGGAGUCCCUGGUCUUAGUGGACCCCAGGGCCUGGCUGGAGCUAAAGGCCCUGAAGGCCUCCAGGGACAGAAGGGAGAGCGUGGGCCAUCUGGGCCAGCUCUGGUGGGUCCUCGUGGGAUCCCUGGGAUCCCAGGAGCCAUGGGUGAGCAGGGGGAGAUCGGUGCAGAUGGAAUGAAGGGAGACAGAGGAGAGCCAGGCCUGACGGAGGAUGAGAUUCGUGCAUACGUUCGCACAGAGAUGAGUCAACACUGUGCUUGUGGAGGUGAGUGAGAACCAAAUAUGGAACAGUGGGACUUACUUUCAUGAUUAUCAUUUUCAUGUUGGACCAAGUUUGGGGAUUUUAUGUGUACAUUGUUCUGUCUGUAUUUUUUUGUAUUGUGGGUA